Messenger RNA from Glarea lozoyensis ATCC 20868, 2493 nucleotides. Its product is annotated as TPR-like protein. Lineage: Eukaryota; Fungi; Ascomycota; Leotiomycetes; Helotiales; Helotiaceae. The record is from RefSeq and is a predicted model, not a curated record. Gene Ontology annotation, molecular function: protein binding; protein-N-terminal amino-acid acetyltransferase activity. Gene Ontology annotation, biological process: N-terminal peptidyl-methionine acetylation. Gene Ontology annotation, cellular component: NatA complex; cytoplasm. The transcript is spliced from 4 exons. Bases 1 to 2493 code for a protein of 830 amino acids.
AUGCCACAGGUGCUCUCAGCGAAAGAGCAGGGUCUCUUUCGCACCGUGGUGCGGAAUUAUGAAGACAAACAGUAUAAGAAAGGUAUCAAAGCUGCCGAUCAAAUUCUCAAAAAGAAUCCCAAGCAUGGCGAUACGCUGGCGAUGAAGGCUCUCAUUAUGAACUCCCAGGGAAAGACAGACGAAGCAUUUGCGCUGGCGAAAGUGGCCCUUCAAUGCGAUAUGAAAUCGCAUGUUUGCUGGCAUGUGUAUGGAUUAUUGUAUAGGGCAGUCAAGAAUUUCGAAGAAGCGAUAAAGGCAUACAAGUUCGCGUUACGGCUGGAACCAGACUCGCAACAGAUACAACGGGAUCUAGCUUUGCUCCAAGUACAGAUGCGGGAUUACCAGGGUUAUUUGAACAGUCGUCGUGCAAUGUUGACCGCGAGACCUAGUGCCAGGCAGAGUUGGACGGCCUUAGCUGUCGCACACCAUCUGAAUGGGAACUUGUCCGAAGCCGAAGGUGUCCUGACAUCGUACGAGGAGACAUUGAAGAACCCUCCCUCGAAGACAGAUUUCGAAAACUCUGAGGCUGUUAUGUAUAAGAACUCCUUGAUUGCUGAGCAGGGCGAUUUCCAAAAAGCACUGGAUCACCUGGAGUCUGCCGGAAAGCAUACCUUGGAUAGGCUGGCAUACUACGAGCUUCGAGCUACAUAUCUCACAAAGCUUGGUCGGACAGAGGAGGCCACGAAAGCGUACCGGGCUUUAAUUGAUCGAAAUUCCGAAUACAAAAUGUACUACGACGGGCUGAUUGAAGCGAUGGGUAUAUCUGAAGAUAAGGCGGCCAAGAAACAGCUUUUCGACGAGUACGCGGAGAAAUACCCACGGUGUGAUGCUGCUCGACGGCUUCCUUUAGAUUUCUUAGAAGGUGACGAAUUCAAGGAAGCUGCUGAUCAGUAUAUCAACCGUAUGCUGGACAAAGGUGUUCCCUCAACAUUCGCGAACCUCAAACAUCUUUACUCCAGCUCUUUCAAGAAAGAUACAUUACCUGCACUUGUGCAGCAAUAUAUCGACAGUGGUAAGAGCGAAGCCAACGAUGAACCAAAGAGAAGUGGAGAUACUUCCAAAGGUGCCUCUGCAGCAUUCUACUUCCUUGCCCAGCAUUAUAACUACUAUCGCAGCCGCGACUUGGACAAGGCUAUGGAAUUUGUCGAGAAAGCUAUCGAGCUAGAACCCAACAGCGUCGACUUUCACAUGACUCAAGCGCGGAUAUGGAAGCAUUACGGAAACUCGCAAAAGGCUUCUGAGAUUAUGGAAAAAGCUCGGACUUUAGACACACGGGAUCGUCACAUCAACACCAAGGCAGCCAAAUAUCAAUUGCGAGACAACGAGGGAGAUGCUGCACUCAAGACCAUGGGGUUAUUUACCAGAGCUGAGACUGUUGGUGGCCCGCUCGCUGAUCUUCAUGAUAUGCAGUGCGUUUGGUACUUGACCGAAGACGGCGAGUCUUAUGCUCGCCAGGGUAAGAUUGGACUUGCCUUGAAGAGAUUCACCUCAAUAUACAACAUUUUCGAUGUGUGGCAAGAAGAUCAAUUCGACUUUCACAGCUUCUCUUUGCGAAAGGGCCAGAUAAGAGCAUAUAUUGACAUGAUGAGAUGGGAAGAUCAACUGAGGGAGCAUACCUUCUACUCCCGGGCUGCAUUAUCUGCUGUCGAUGUCUACCUAAAGCUUCAUGACAAGCCAUUGUCGAACGGUACGAAUGGAAACUCAGAUGCCAAUGGAGAUGAUGCCGCGGAAAGAAAAAAGGCUGCUAAGAAGGCCAGAAAAGAAGCUCAAAAGGCUGAGCGCGAGGCCAUAGCCAAGAAGAACGAGCCAAACAAGGCAACUAAAGAGGUGGAAGCCGAUCCAAAGAAAAAGGACGACGAUCCUGAUGGAGCAAAACUUGCUGCGACGACAGAACCAAUGAAUGAUGCUAUGAAGUUCCUUACACCUUUGCUACAAUUUAGCCCGAAGAGUAUUGAUGUACAAACUGCAGGAUUCGAAGUGUACAUGCGAAGAAAAAAGUAUGUCCUCGCGCUCAAGUGCUUGCUCGCCGCCGCAGCUCUAGACAAGGAACAUUCCAAGGUCCAUCAACAAAUCGUUCGUUUCAAAGUAGCUAUCGACAGCGAGUUUGAGUCUUCGGAAUCCAAGAUCUCUCCCAAGACGAAAGAGGUCAUCACAUCCGAGUUCAACCUCUUACCCGCCUCAACUUCGCUCACCAAGUUCAACGACGAUUACCUGGCCAGUCACAAAGAUUGCGCCCGAAGGACUCUAUCUGCACUUAGCGUACGAAAACUCAUAUCCCCUGACGCCGCCCCAACUUGCGAAAAAGACGUCGCAGCAGUCCUGAAGCUCUCAGCCAUCACCGUCGAAGAAGCACAGGAAGCGUUAACCCUCCUUCGAUCCUGGAAUAGCAGCGAAGUCGACGCAUUCAAAUCCAGCGCCGCCCAGAAAUGGCCUAAAGCCACAAUCUUCGAAUGA